AUGGACAUCGGCGGCUUGGAGACGGUGGUGGCCAACUCGGCUUACGUGUCGGCCCGCGGCGGCGGCGGCUCGGGAGCCUCGGGCCGCGACCGUCGGCAGCGCGCCCGCCUCCGCCUGCCCCACAUCACUCAGUGCGAGGACCUACGCGCCCGCCUGGCCGGGGGGGAACCGGUUGGCGGCGGCCCCGGGGUGCAAAAUGGUGUCGGAGGGGGACAAAAUGGCGGCCCCGGGGCGCAAAAUGGCGGGGGACAAAAUGGCGGCACGCACGGGGGCGGCCAUCUUGGGGAGGAUAUUUCCUUCUGGUGGCAGUGCGUGGAGCAGCCAAUCGGGAAGCUGCUGUUCCAGCGGUUCCUAGAAAGGUCGCCGGGAUUGGCUGCAGCAGGGGCGUUGUGGGCGGAGCUAGAGGCCUACGAGAGGUGCGAGGAGGCGGAGCGAGGCGGGGCAGCCGCCGCCCUGCGGGCGCGGUUCUUCACCCCGGGCGGGGCCGAGCACUGCAGCUUCCUGAGUGCCGCCGCCAUGGCACCGCCCACAGGUGCCGCCCCUUCCGCGGAGGCCUUCGGGCAGGCGCGCCGGGAGUUGCUGGCCCACCUGGAGGCCGUGGCCUGGAGGCCGUACCGGGCGUCGCCGGAAUUCGGGCGCUUCGUGCAGUUCAAAUGGUUGGAGGGGCAGCCGGUGGGGGCCGAAGCCUUCGUUGACUUCCGGGUGCUGGGCAAGGGCGGCUUCGGCGAGGUCUGCGCCUGCCAGCGCCGCGCCACCGGCAAGAUGUACGCCAACAAGCGCCUCAACAAGAAGCGCCUCAAGAAGCGCCAGGGUUACGAGGCGGCGCUGGUGGAGAAGCGGAUCCUGGCGCGGGUGCACAGCCGCUUCAUCGUCUCGCUGGCCUGCGCCUUCCAGACCAAGACCGACCUCUGCCUCGUCAUGACCCUCAUGAACGGCGGCGACCUGCGGUACCACAUAUACAACGUGGACGAGGAGAACCCUGGGUUCCUCGAGCCGCGGGCCGUGUUUUACACCGCCCAGAUCCUGCUGGGGCUGGAGCACCUGCACCAGCACCGCAUCGUCUACCGCGACCUCAAGCCCGAGAACGUCCUCCUCGAUGACGCCGGCCACGUCCGUCUGUCCGACAUGGGUUUGGCCGUGGAGCUCAAGGACGGACAGACCAAAACCCGCGGCUACGCCGGGACCCCAGGGACACGGGGGUGA
Messenger RNA from Phalacrocorax carbo (great cormorant), 1203 nucleotides. NCBI's taxonomy places the organism in Eukaryota, Metazoa, Chordata, Aves, Suliformes, Phalacrocoracidae. The record is from RefSeq and is a predicted model, not a curated record.